AUGUGCGCUGGGCUCAAGGGUGUUCGAGAAGUACAUGCUUGUGAGAUGAAUGACGCGCUUUGCAGUGUCGCACAGGAGGUCAUUGCCUCCCAGAAGCACUCCUGCCCUGUUACCCUUCAUCCGGCAGUCAGCACUGCCUUGAAGCUGCCGAAGUUUGACCUCAUUUUCUGUGAGGUCUUUGAUGCUGGCCUUCUGGGUGAGCAUGCGCUGCCAACCAUCUUGCAUGCUCGCAAGGAACUUUUGAAAGCCGAUGGCUUGCUGAUCCCUGCGCGUGCGAGGAUCUUUGGACAGCUCGUGGAGGCGCCCCUGCUGCUGGAGCGCUUUCGCGUGGCCCAGUCCGCUGGAGUGCCGCUCAAAGGAGCCUAUCUUCGCAAUAGUGAGCGGUACACCUGCGAGACCAUGUCGGUUGUGCCUCAUGUGGCACUCACAGAGCCGGUGCAAUUGGUCUCCCUUGACUUUCAGGAGAUCGAGUACUUGUACAGCAACUUGGGCACCUGGAUCGAUCCACCUUUGGAGCUCCACGUGACGAAGGCUGGAGCAGCUCACGCGCUGGUCUAUUGGUGGGAACUUGACUUGGAUGCUGCGGGUGAAUGCCGAAUCCACACAUCACCCACAGGUGGCUCCGACUCCUGGGAACAAGCGGUGAAACCCUUGACCUUCUCCAUCGACCAAGCGCUGCACCUACACGAGGGUGAUCAAGUCCACUUGCACCUGCGUGUGCAGGCGGAUGGUCUUGAGGUCCUGCUGCAGGACGCAGAGGGCCACGCAAGCAGUCUUGAGGCACCAGAGCCCACCUGGCCGGACGUGGAGCUGGAAGAGGAAGAGUUACUCCGCUUCAACGACACGGAGCACUGGAAGGUGGUCCAGAGUGCUUUGGAACAUGCCUUUCACAGUUUGCCGGAGCAGCUUCCAGUGCAAGUUGUGGACAUUUCAGAGUCGCUGCCCGUGGCGCUGCUGUCACCUGUCAUUCACACCAGAGCCAGUGGAAUUGUUGCAGGUGUCAGCAGCAAAGCUGAGAAAGAGGUAAUGCAAUCUUUGUUGGCGCAUUCCGAGCUUCCGGCUGAGGUGCACUUGCUCCUUGCAUCUCCACAACAAGUGAUCCAGGCGGCAUUGCCUGCACCAUAUCCACCGGCCAAGGAUGGGCCGAGCGAAGAGACAUGGCCGGCGGCUGUCUUGGUGUGCGAGGACAUCGUCGGAGCCUCCGGACAUCUUCGAUCUGAGGCCCUCCAGGACUUGGCCCUGCUGUGGCGGAGCCUGGGAGGUCAGCUCAAGUCACGUGAGCUUCGAGUGGUGCCCGAGGCGAUCUCCUUGAAACUCCGUCUCAUUGAGAGCACAGAGUUGGAAAGGAGGACGCGAGUGGUGGAACGCCCUGGCGGAGUGGACGUCUCCGAAGUGAAUGCGUUGAGCGUGACAGAGUUUCUCAGCUUAGAGGAAUCCGUCCUGAAGCCCAAAUGGCUGAGUGCUGAGGUGGACGCCUUGACGCUUCCCUUAGCUUCCGCACUUCCGACAGCUUUGGCUGCUCUGAGCGCCAGAGGAAAGGAUGGGCAGCCCUUGCUACGGGUACGUCUGGUGGCGACCGCUGAGGGAAAGGUCAAUGGCAUCGUGGUGAGAUGCUUGUGGGCGAAAGCAGGCCUUGCUAUCGAGAAGCAAGCAGAUGGGAGGCUCGCCGGCAUCCUUUGGCCGAACGACGCGGUCAACAGAGCACCGGACUUGAAGGUGGGAGAUGCAGUGAUUGUGACCAUCCGUUAUUCUCCAGCGAGGGGAAUUAUCGAGAUGAUCGCUGACACAACAGCAUGGAGACACUUUGUCGUGGCAGCCCAGAGAUCAGGUUGCAAUGGGCCUCUCCAAACUUCCUGCUACGAAGGACUGUCUCCUGCUGACUUCUGA
Durusdinium trenchii is the source of this 1887-nucleotide messenger RNA. The record is from the annotation of a GenBank genome assembly. NCBI's taxonomy places the organism in Eukaryota, Dinophyceae, Suessiales, Symbiodiniaceae.